AUGGAGCGGGCGGCGGGGCCGGGGGCAGCGCUGGCCGCCUCGCUGGCCGAGGGGCUCAUCAAGUCUCCGCGGCCGCUGAUGAAGAAGCAGGCGGUGAAGCGGCACCACCACAAGCACAACCUCAAGCACCGCUACGAGUUCCUGGAGACGCUGGGGAAGGGCACCUACGGGAAGGUGAAGAAAGCCCGGGAGCGCUCCGGCAAGCUGGUGGCUAUCAAGUCAAUCCGGAAAGACAAAAUCAAGGAUGAGCAGGACCUUGUCCAUAUCCGGCGAGAGAUUGAGAUCAUGUCCUCCCUCAACCACCCCCACAUCAUCGCUGUACACGAAGUGUUUGAGAACAGCAGCAAGAUCGUCAUCGUGAUGGAGUACGCCAGCAAGGGGGACCUGUACGACUACAUCAGCGAGCGGCAGCGGCUGACAGAGCAGGAGGCACGCCACUUCUUCCGGCAAGUCGUGUCGGCCGUCUACUACUGCCACAAGAAUGGGAUCGUUCACAGGGACCUGAAGCUGGAGAACAUCCUUCUCGAUGCAAAUGGGAACAUCAAGAUUGCAGACUUUGGCCUGUCCAACGUUUACCAGCAGGACAAACUUCUGCAGACUUACUGUGGCAGCCCUCUCUAUGCGUCCCCCGAAAUCAUCAACGGGAGGCCGUACAAGGGCCCGGAGGUGGACAGCUGGUCCCUGGGCGUUCUCCUCUACAUCCUGGUCCACGGCACGAUGCCGUUCGAUGGCCACGACUACAAGACUCUGGUCAAACAGAUCACGAGUGGGGACUACCGGGAGCCCACGAAGCUGUCGGAUGCCUGCGGGCUGAUCCGGUGGAUGCUGAUGGUGAACCCGGAGCGCCGCGCCACCAUUGAGGACAUUGCCACGCACUGGUGGGUGAACUGGGGCUACAAAGUGCCCGUCGGGGAGCAAGAGCUGCUGCGAGAGAGCGAGUCCCCCCUAGCCACGGUGGCAGAGUGGCUUCGCCGCUCCUCCCGGCCCCUCCUGGAGAACAGCUCCAAGGUGCGAUGCUUCUUGAAGCAGCACAUCCCUGGCGUGGCCCUGGAGCGGCAGCGCUCCCUCAAGAAGUCCAAGAAGGAGAACGAUGUCUCCCACGUGCUGCAGGAGGUGGCCCUGGUCCCGGAGAACCCCUCUAAGUCCAUCCUCAAGCGACCCAAGGGCAUUCUGAAGAAGAGAAACUCCUGCGAGCAGAAGGUUCCCGGCCCCGGUCCGCCGCUGGCAGCACCCACAGGAGAGGUGAGGGGUGAGGAUGGCGAGGUGGCUGCUGCAGGUCUCACCCGGAUCCUGUCCUCUGGGAUGCUGCCUUGCAGCAUGGGUGUUGGAGUGCUGCCCACGGCCAUGCCCAAGAAGGGAAUACUGAAAAAGCCCUCGACAAGGGAGUCGGGGUAUUACUCGUCCCUGGAGUGCUGCGAGUCUGGGGAUGUCCUGGAUGCACGGAGCUUGGACCUCGAUGGGAGCGUGUUUGCUGACACCCCCUCCCCAGAGCAGGGCCCCCAGGGUCUCCCUGUCCGCCGGAAAGGCAUCCUCAAGCACAAUGGCAAGUACUCCUCUAGCAGCACCAAGCCGGACAGCCCCCCCGGGCAGGGCUUCAGGGGCUUCAGCGAGGUUCCCCUGCCCCAUGUGCCCCGCGCCCGCCCGUCCAGCGCUGUGAGCGAGGACAGCAUCCUCUCCACGGAGUCCUUUGACCAGCUUGACCUGCCCACCCGUGCCCCCCAUGGCGGUGGGGGCAUGCGGGGCUGCGUCUCUGCCGACAGCCUCCUCCGGCUGGAAGAGGAGGAGGAGGUGGAGGAAGGGCGCAGGCUGCGCCGCUGGACUGUGACCCAUUGCCGGAGCCCCCUGGGAGAGAGCAGCUUGUCCCUGGCGGGCUGCGACAACGUCACCGAGGUCUACCGACGUGCUGUGGCCAUCAGCAUGAAGCUGAGCUGA
Messenger RNA from Gavia stellata (red-throated loon), 1932 nucleotides. It is a transcript of the gene NUAK2, whose product is annotated as NUAK family kinase 2. Gene Ontology annotation, cellular component: cytoplasm. Gene Ontology annotation, molecular function: tau-protein kinase activity; protein serine/threonine kinase activity; ATP binding. Lineage: Eukaryota; Metazoa; Chordata; Aves; Gaviiformes; Gaviidae. The record is from RefSeq and is a predicted model, not a curated record. Gene Ontology annotation, biological process: microtubule cytoskeleton organization; protein phosphorylation; intracellular signal transduction. The transcript is spliced from 7 exons. Bases 1 to 1932 code for a protein of 643 amino acids.